AUGCUGCGGGAGGGGGCCAAGGCCUGGAGCAAUGUCUCGGAGGCCUAUAGCAGCGACCCUGAAGAGGAGGAGGAGGAGGACAUGGUAUGUGAGGAAAAUGAGGACGGAGAGGAAGAGAUGAUGGACCUGAGUGAGCUGCCCACUGCCCUGUUCGCCUGCAGCGUCCACGAGGCCGUGUUCGAGGAGGACCGCCACAGGGAGAGGUUCGAGGCCCUGUUCAGGAUCUACGACGAGCAGACGUCCUUCCAGAUGUUCAAGAGCUUCAGGCGAGUCCGCAUCAGUUUCAGCACUCCGGAGGCGGCCGCCCGCGCUCGCAUCGAGCUCCACGAGACCGAGUUCAACGGCAAGCAGCUCAAGCUCUACUUUGCCCAGGUUCAGAAUUCUGGGGAGGAUAUAGACAAGUCGUACCUGGCUCCUCCUGCGCCCGUCAAACAGUUCCUCAUCUCGCCCCCUGCCUCGCCGCCCGUGGGCUGGAGCCAGAGCGAAGACGCCACGCCUGGUAUCAACUAUGACCUGCUGUGUGCGGUGGCCAAGCUGGGCCCAGGGGAGAAGUAUGAACUGCAUGCGGGUACUGAGUCAACCCCCAGCGUUGUGGUUCAUGUGUGCGACAGCGAUGCAGAGGAUGACAACGACGAAGCGCGGCCCAAGCAGAAACAGCAGAUCGUCCAAACCCGGCGCCCCGACGGCCCGUCGCAAGUCCUGAACUAG
This is a messenger RNA of Salvelinus namaycush (lake trout), 708 nucleotides long. Its product is annotated as calcipressin-3-like. The transcript has 4 exons. Bases 1 to 708 code for a protein of 235 amino acids. Gene Ontology annotation, biological process: calcium-mediated signaling. Gene Ontology annotation, cellular component: nucleus; cytoplasm. Lineage: Eukaryota; Metazoa; Chordata; Actinopteri; Salmoniformes; Salmonidae. The record is from RefSeq and is a predicted model, not a curated record. Gene Ontology annotation, molecular function: nucleic acid binding; calcium-dependent protein serine/threonine phosphatase regulator activity.